AUGACAGCAUCAUCGUUAUUCUGGCUGGAGCAAUUGCACUUAUCAUCGGUUUUGGUAUUUCAGGGAGACACUCCAUCAGUCACUACUCUCACCUCAGCUGGGAACAUUGGGGAGGAUGGAAUCCUGAGCUGCACUUUUGAACCUGACAUCAAACUUUCUGAUAUCGUGAUACAGUGGCUGAAGGAAGGUGUUAUGGGCUUGGUCCAUGAGUUCAAAGAAGGCAAAGAUGACCUGUCGGACCAGGAUGAAAUGUUCAGAGGUCGGACAGCAGUGUUUGCUGAUCAAGUAAUAGUUGGCAAUGCCUCUCUGAGGCUGAAAAAUGUGCAACUCACAGAUGCUGGCACCUAUAAAUGUUACAUCAUCACUUCUAAAGGCAAGGGGAAUGCUAACCUUGAGUAUAAAACUGGAGCCUUCAGCAUCCCAGAAGUGAACAUGGAGUGUAACGCCACCUCAGAGAGCUUACGAUGUGAGGCUCCCCGAUGGUUUCCCCAGCCAACAGUGGUCUGGGCAUCCCAAGUUGACCAGGGAGCCAACUUCUCAGAAGUCUCCAACACCAGCUUUGAGCUGAACUCUGAGAAUGUGACCAUGAAGGUUGUAUCCAUACUCUACAAUGUCACGAUCAACAACACAUACUCCUGUAUGAUUGAAAACAACAUUGCCAAAGCCACAGGGGAUAUCAAAGUGACAGACUCUGAGAUUAAAAGGCGAAGUCACCUCCAGCUGCUGAACUCAAAGGCUUCCCUGUGUGUCUCUUCUGUUGCCAUCAGCUGGGUACUCCUGCCUCUCUGCCCUUACCUGAUGCUAAAAUAA
This is a messenger RNA of Balaenoptera acutorostrata (minke whale), 810 nucleotides long. RefSeq names its product V-set domain containing T cell activation inhibitor 1 (gene VTCN1). Bases 1 to 810 code for a protein of 269 amino acids. Lineage: Eukaryota; Metazoa; Chordata; Mammalia; Artiodactyla; Balaenopteridae. The transcript is spliced from 5 exons. The record is from RefSeq and is a predicted model, not a curated record.